AUGUCGUCAACAAAAGAUGUAUGGGCUCAAUGGGACCAGGCCUGGGAUCUUGGCCUACCCUUGGAGAAACGAUUAUCUAUCCUGAAAAAUGCCACCGCUCCUGGCUUUGUCUACACCAAUAUGGCCAGCAUCGUUUCCGACGACCUGGAAUCACUUGUUCAACUUAUCCACGAUGCCCUGAACCAACAAGGCAAUAAGUUGACGGUCAAACAUAUCAAGUGGCACGAACAGCAUAGCCAGAGUGCCUUGCAAUGGGAUAUGGUCGAUAUUGACUCGGGCAAAGCUGCCUUGAGUGGUUGGAGUUAUGGGAAAUACGCGGAAGACGGAAAGCUUCUAUCGGUGUCCGAUUUCUGGUAG
Messenger RNA from Penicillium robsamsonii, 357 nucleotides. RefSeq lists its product as uncharacterized. The coding region runs from base 1 to 357 and encodes 118 amino acids. The record is from RefSeq and is a predicted model, not a curated record. The transcript has a single exon. NCBI's taxonomy places the organism in Eukaryota, Fungi, Ascomycota, Eurotiomycetes, Eurotiales, Aspergillaceae.